AUGAUUGUCGAAGGAGCAAAGCUUCUCGUCCGAAAAUCCAUAAACGAACACAUUAACCCGAGAAAAACCACUCUCCCGUUCGGCAUUGCCGACUUGGGCUGCUCGAUUGGGCCCAACACCUUCCUCGCGGUCCACUCCAUCAUCGAGUUCGUCAAACUCAAAUACGAAGAAUCGGACGUUUUUUCCCCCGAGUUCCAAGUCUACUUCAACGACCAAACAACCAACGAUUUCAACUCGCUCCUCAAGUCCCUCCCUCUCGAUCGGGAAUACUACGCGAACGCAACCCCGGGCACGUUCUACGCCCGCCUCUUCCCGAGCGCGUCUCUCCACGUGGCGCAUUGCUCGUUUUCCCUCCACUGGCUCUCGCGGGUCCCGGUCGAGAUUCUCGACCGGGACUCCACUGCCUACAACAAGGGAAAGACACAUUACGUGCGGGCUCGGGAGGAGGUCGUUCGUGCGUACGCGAACCAACAUGUCGUGGAUUUUAACAAAUUUCUAAACGCUAGGGCGCGGGAGAUUGUCCCCGGAGGUUUGCUCUUGCUUGUGGUCCCGGCUCGACCGGACGGGUGUCGUCACUCGGAAGCCUUUUUGAACGUCGUGUUUGAUGCUCUCGGAGGUUGCCUAGUCGACCUCGCGAGGAAGGGAUUAAUCGACGAAGAGAAGGUCGAUACGUUCAACUGGCCAAUCUACAUUGCUUCGCCACACGAGCUGCAAGAUGUGAUGAAGCAAAACGGGCAUUUCACUAUCGAGAAAAUGGAGAGUUUACCCGAAACAGAAGCUUCCGAUUACGAGCCCCGAGCCGCGUCACUCAGCGUACGAGCCGUGGCGGAGGAACAAAUACGGAUGCACUUUGGGCACGAAAUCCUAGACCAAGUGUUCGAGCUUUUCCUCGAAAAACUCCGCAAGAACUGGGUUCGAUUCGUGUCGAUACCAGAGUUCAACUUGUUUGUGCUUCUCAAACGCAAACAGAACAAAUGCCCUGCCAUCAAUUAA
Molecule: messenger RNA, 993 nt
Organism: Striga hermonthica
Lineage: Eukaryota; Viridiplantae; Streptophyta; Magnoliopsida; Lamiales; Orobanchaceae
Source: the annotation of a GenBank genome assembly